Messenger RNA from Melospiza melodia melodia, 4728 nucleotides. RefSeq names its product Rho GTPase activating protein 26 (gene ARHGAP26). Gene Ontology annotation, cellular component: cytoplasm. The record is from RefSeq and is a predicted model, not a curated record. Gene Ontology annotation, biological process: signal transduction. NCBI's taxonomy places the organism in Eukaryota, Metazoa, Chordata, Aves, Passeriformes, Passerellidae. Gene Ontology annotation, molecular function: protein binding; GTPase activator activity. Bases 110 to 2131 code for a protein of 673 amino acids. The transcript is spliced from 21 exons.
CGCUCCCGCCGCCCGCCCGCACCGGCGGCCGCGCGCCUCGCCCCGAAAGCCCUUCCGUUCUGCAUCUUGCCUGGAUUUUUGCGCGCUCGCCCCCGCCGUGCCGGGCAGCAUGGGGCUGCCGGCGCUGGAGUUCAGCGAGUGCUGCCUGGACAGUCCGCAGUUCCGGGAGCGGCUGCGCUUCCACGAGGCCGAGCUGGAGAGGACCAACAAGUUCAUCAAGGAGCUCAUCAAGGACGGGAAGUCGCUCGUCGCCGCCCUCAAGAACCUGUCGGCCGCCAAGCGCAAGUUCGCCGAUUCCCUCAACGAGUUCAAGUUCCGCUGCAUUGGUGACGCUGAGACCGACGAUGAGAUCUGCAUAGCCAAGUCCCUGCAGGAGUUUGCCACGGUGCUGCGGAACCUGGAGGACGAGCGGAUGCGCAUGAUCGAGAACGCCAGCGAGGUGCUGAUCACGCCGCUGGAGAAGUUCCGCAAGGAGCAGAUCGGGGCUGCCAAGGAUGCCAAAAAGAAAUACGACAAGGAGACUGAGAAAUACUGUGGUGUCCUAGAAAAGCACUUGAACUUGUCUUCCAAGAAGAAAGAAUCCCAGCUUCAGGAGGCAGACAGCCAGGUGGACCUGGUUCGGCAGCACUUCUACGAGGUGUCCCUGGAAUAUGUCUUCAAGGUGCAGGAGGUCCAGGAGAGGAAGAUGUUUGAGUUUGUGGAACCUCUGCUGGCCUUUCUGCAGGGGCUCUUCACGUUCUACCACCACGGCUAUGAGCUUGCAAAGGACUUCAGUGAUUUCAAGACAGAGCUGACAAUCAGCAUCCAGAAUACAAGAAACCGCUUUGAAGGAACAAGGUCAGAGGUUGAAGCUUUGAUGAAGAAGAUGAAGGAGAAUCCCCACGAGCACAAAAACAUCAGCCCCUACACCAUGGAGGGCUAUCUCUACGUGCAGGAGAAGCGUCACUUUGGGACUUCCUGGGUGAAGCAUUACUGCACCUACCAGAGGGAAUCCAAGCGCAUCACCAUGGUGCCCUUUGACCAGAAAUCAGGAGGGAAAGGGGGGGAAGAUGAAGCUGUCACCCUGAAAUCCUGCACCCGGCGGAAAACAGACACCAUUGAGAAGAGGUUCUGCUUUGAUGUGGAGGCUGUGGAUCGGCCCGGGGUCAUCACCAUGCAGGCGCUCUCGGAGGAGGACCGGCGGCUCUGGAUGGAGGCCAUGGACGGCCGGGAGCCGGUGUACAACUCCAACAAGGACAACCAGAGCGAAGGCACUGCCCAGCUGGACAGCAUCGGCUUCAGCAUCAUCAAGAAGUGCAUCCACGCUGUGGAAACAAGAGGGAUCAAUGAGCAGGGGCUCUACCGGAUCGUGGGGGUGAACUCCCGGGUGCAGAAGCUGCUGAGCAUCCUGAUGGAUCCCAAGACAGCCACAGAGACAGACACAGAGAUCUGUGCAGAGUGGGAGAUCAAGACCAUUACCAGUGCACUGAAAACGUACCUGAGAAUGCUCCCGGGGCCCCUGAUGAUGUACCAGUUUCAAAGGAGCUUCAUCAAAGCAGCGAAGCUAGAGAAUCAGGAGUCCAGGGUGUCGGAGAUCCACAGCCUCGUUCAUCGGCUCCCAGAGAAAAACAGGCAGAUGCUGCACUUGCUCAUGAACCAUUUGGCAAAAGUUGCAGAUAAUCACAAGCAGAACCUGAUGACUGUUGCUAAUCUGGGUGUGGUGUUUGGGCCGACGCUGCUUCGACCUCAAGAGGAAACCGUGGCUGCCAUUAUGGACAUCAAAUUCCAGAACAUUGUGAUUGAGAUUUUAAUAGAGAACCACGAGAAGAUAUUUAACACGGUGCCAGAGGCUCCGGCGUCGAACUCGCAGCUGCUGUUAUCGCGCAAGAAGAGCACGGAGUCGAAGCCUCCCUCGUGCAGCGAGCGCCCGCUGACGCUGUUCCACACGGCCCAGCCCAACGAGAAGCAGGAGAAUAGGAACAGCAUCAUCAACUCCAGCCUGGAAUCUGUCGUCUCUUCAAAUGCAAACAGCUUCCUCAACUCCAACAGCGCUCCCCAGCCCAGCCUGAACUCGAGUGAUCUUGAACUAGAAGUAAUUAAGCCCAACAGGCCAAAUUCCCUGAAGAGCCCCUCGCAAAGCCCUCCUGAGUAAGAAGAAGAAAAAAACGUCCAGCUGACAUUUGCUGCCUGCAGGCAGCUGCCAGAACUUCCCCUCAGCCUCUCACCAUCUCUGCUCUUUUUGUGAGAAACAAAGGAAAUUGGAUCCUACAAGAAAACUGCUUUCCAAAACGCCAGAGACCUCGGGAUAGCCCGUUCCCUCCUGUGUACUGACAUCUCCAGCAAGGCAGGACUUGGGUCUGGCAGUCACAAAAGCUCAGGAAGGUGAAACUCAAGCAGCAGCUUGAAAAUAAAUACCUGUGUUUCAUGGGAGGGAGGUGAACCCUUCAUACCCAUCAUACCCCAGGGUCUGUCGGUGCUGGGCAGCAGCUCUGGUGAGUCCUGAGCUGUCCAUGGGUUCUUCUUGAGGAAAUGUUCUGGAAGGACUUGCAGAGCAGCUUGGUCACCAUAGGACCAUGUUCAUCUCCUCUGUGAGCACCCGAUGGGUGCUCUGCACACCCCAAUGCACACACUGGAAUUAGUGACCCGCUCUCUCUGUGGGUUUGCUGGGCACAGAGUGUUUUCUGUGGCACCAAGGAUCCAAAGACACCAAAAUUCUGCUCCAAACUACUGGUAACUUCUCAGGCAGAGGCUGGGCCAAUUUCAGGCUUUUUUCCCUGAUAAUUCUGAGAUCCUGCUGGUCGCAUUCCCCGCUGGCAUGAGCGGAGCAGGCACACAGUGGUGGAGCAGUGACAGCGCCUUGAGGAGAAAUGAGAGCUGCAUUCUUUUGCCAUGAUUUCAUCUCAAAAAGUGCAGUAGCAAUUUCCAGUCCUGGAGCCCUCUGUCACUGGAUUUUCCUUCCUUUGUGCAAUGGAGAGGACCAGGGCUGGUGGCAGACACUGUGCCCAUCCUGUGCUGGCACACCCAGUGCCAUGUCACAGUGCCCAUCCCAUCACUGGCACACCAGUGCCAUGUCACGGUGCCCAUCCUGUGCUGGCACACCCAGUGCCAUGGCCUCUUGCACCUCGAGCCUGCUGCCCACAGCCACAGUGCUGAGAGGGUUGGUGGGUGUUGGUGGCCACUCUCAGCAGGACAGGCUCAGCCACAUUUUGGUCACCAGCUCAUUGCCCCUCCUAGUCCCACCUUGGGCAGGCUCCUCUUGGAGAAGGGGAAUUGCUAAGCUAUCACUUUGAAAGAAGUGGUGUUUAAAGGGUUAAUUUUGGCAGUUUGGGAUUAUUUGUGACCUUGGUAGCACCUCCCAUUAGGGGGUGGGGAUAGAUGGAGCAUCUGGUAAGUACCAAUGGCUAUCAGGUUUGGUAAAGACCAAGGAAAGCUCAUUUUUCAAAAGAUGGACAGUUUUUAUGAUAGAAUGCUGAAGGAUUGUUUUAAAUAGUGAUGGUUAUUAGCAGAACAUUUGGAGGAUCUCGUUGAUAGCCUGCCUGACAGCAUUCCAUGUUUUCCAGCCUCUGGUGAAGUCAUGCUGCACACGCUGCUGUAUCCAUUUCUCUAUAUGUGUAAUCUUCUGACAUAAUAAAGGUGUUGCCUGUAAUUUCAGAGGGAAUUAAUCAGUGUCUGUUGAAUCCAGUGACACAGCUUCUGCAAGGAGUCCAGCCAAGAGUUUGGCCUUAAGCAGAGGUGGUCCAAUUUCCAUGGGGAAAGCAUCCAUGUCAUAAAUAUCCCCCUGUGGUGGCAGCCAGAGGACACUGGGCAAGGUUAAACCUUGGUCUGAGCUCCUGCAGGGCUGAGGUUCUCCACGUGUUCUGGAGCCACCAUUCCCUGAAUCCCUUCCCUCUACCCCAGGAGGCCCCAGCUGAGGGAUAAGGACACAAUUCUGGGGGUUGUGCCCUGUCCCCACCUCAUCAGACCUGUGUGAUCAGAGGUACUGUCCCUCUCUCAAGGAGGAAACAUAAGUCAAGAUGCUUUUACAAAACUUUUUGUUUUUACAGAGGCACUUGCAGUGUGGAGAGAGAUUUCUGGUGUUUUAUCAGGGAUGGAGUUUCUAAUCUGAAUUGGAUAGGGAAUACCAAUGAGUGCUAAGCAGAGAAGCAGUAAAUUAAUCACGCUGGUAUUUUGGUACAAUAAUUGCUUUUUGGUGAACUUGAGAAUGACCUGAAUUGAACAGUUUGGAAGGACCCAAAAACUUCUGUGUGCAAUUACCAGUUCAGUAACUCGACUCAGCUCCAGUUGACAGCUGUGGCUUCAGGAAUCAUCACGAGGGGAAAAAGGGAUGUAAAAACACGGAGAACAAAAUCAAUGCCAUUUUUAUACACUGAAUGUGUGAGCACCACAAGUGACAGACAGAGGGGGUGGAGGCUGCUCGCAGGCAUCAUUAACGACCAGAAAUACCAGCAGCUCUUUCUGGGAGCUCUGGGGGAAGCACAGGCAGGUAAGUGGCUGUGCUGCAGCACACAGGGUGCCAGGUGCCAUGGAUGGGCAAUGGAGUGGGGUUUGACUGGAAGAUCCAGCUCUUGUUGUCCAGAUGAAUGCAGACUCAGCCUUGAAACACUCCCCAAGGUCUUGGCACCUCAUUCUGUAGCUGUGUCUCACGCUCAGAAUAUCCCCAAGGCACUCGCUAUCGUCGGCUGCCGUCUGUGUGUCUCUCGGUUGCUGUUUGUUGCUGUGCUGGCACGUUGAUAAGGUCUCUGGUUAUGU